AUGAGCGAAGAAGUCCAACAAGAACAAACACAACAACAAUACUCAUCACUAACAUUGAAAAAUGAUCAACAAAAUGAGAGCAACACACAAAAAUCCCCCUAUCCCGAUAAACAUUCGUCCGAUACAAUUUCUCUCAAUGAUUUCUAUUCAUCGUUGGGCUAUUCGGAACAUACUCUAAAUGAGAAACAAAAACAAAUUUAUAGCUUUAUGGAAAGAAUGAAUUAUUGUCAUCAGCAAGCAGUAAAAAUUGCCGGAGAUGCAAAAUUGGGCCAAGUCAAUGUGAUUGAGAAAUUGUGUUCGGUGAAUUUAUUGAAAGGCUCUCAAUGUUUGCAAAAAUAUGUUUCGUUCAAUGCAGAGGAAAGUCCAACGAGGUUAAAUUCAUCCAAAGCUGAAUAUGCACAAUUUUAUUAUAAUUUAAUGCAUUGCCAAGAAAGUGAUCCAGAAACCAAAAGUAAAUAUCAUCAAUUUAUGGCGGAUAGAGAAGCAUUUUCUGGACUUGACACCAAUCCGUUGAAGGAAGUUUUAUCUGACGUUUACAAUAAUUUAACAUUGAAAAAUAUGGCUGCAUUGAAGGAGGUCUUCUCAAAAGUCGAUCCCAACAGUGAAGAUCGAGCUCUUCGACUGAAUGACGAAAUUAGAAAGCGAUUUGCUCAGCCUCAAUAUGACAAUUUAAGAAAGUGUGCCAAAGAGAGAUACUUUAAAAGUACCAAUGAAAAUGCUACAGAUUUUGGACUGAGGGAAAAUAAUGUGAAUGAGCUAGCUCACAAAUGUUUUGUGCCUUACAUGGAGUAUUUCACUCGGAUGGGUUCUAUUCUUUGCAGAAGACAAAUCCAAAAUUGUUUGGGCUUUGGUGGGAAAAAUGACAUGAAGAAUGAGCCAGAAGAUAUACAAGCGGGUACAACUGUCUUUUAUCUACAUUCAUGCAUGAAUGAACAAGCAGUCGUGAGUGAGUGUUUGAGAUAUCCUGAAAAGUAUUUCAUUCAAAGCCUGGAUGAAUAA
Molecule: messenger RNA, 999 nt
Organism: Naegleria fowleri
Lineage: Eukaryota; Heterolobosea; Eutetramitea; Acrasida; Naegleriidae
Exons: 1
Coding region: 1-999 (332 amino acids)
Source: RefSeq, a predicted model, not a curated record